AUGGCUUCCGAACAAGGUCCUGUCGCGACAGAAGCCCCGUCUUUCCCGUCGACAGCUCUUCAGCCCUCGAUUUCGCAAGCGCCUGUCUCUGUCGAGUCUCUGACGGCCGAAGCUGCUCGCGCGACGCAGUCGCUAAAGAGGCAGCGUGAGGCAACGCCGACCUCGCCCUCGUCUGUGCUGCCGCCGCCUCUGUACCGCGAAACUUCACCGACGAAAGCUGCUAGGACUGCGGGGUUAACAUCCAGACACUCUCCUGCCCCGAUGACAGCCGCUGCUGCGAUUGAAGAAAACAGACGUAGAGACGAAGAACAAUACAGACUUCAGGUCUCUGGUGCCAGCGAAAACCCUGCUUACAGAGCACAAACCGCGCUGAUGUCUGCGAACGCUCUCGCCAUGAGCCGUCCUCAAGAUGUGCCGCCGGCGGGCGACGUGCAGCCCGACGCUCCUCAGCCUGAUUCCAUUCCCAUGCACAACAUCGGAGAAUCCGACCCGAAGCCAGACGUUAGUCCUCUCAGCGCGACAAGCAUGGCUAGCUUGGGUAGUUCUGGCGUGCCGGUCGCAACCAGCCCAGCACCCAUGGAUCUCGAUGGGCGCAACAACCAGCCUGGCUUCGGCGCACAGCCGCCAGCCCAGAUGGAGGAGAAGGGGGCAAUCUCGCUAUCGUACCCUGGCAUCCUACCACCGGCGCCAAACAUGCCAGCUCCUCCUGCUCGUGGAAUGAGUAUGCCCAUGACCCCUAACGCCCAAACGCCGCGAUCGCCAAACUCCAAGAAACACAGAUGCCCCUAUUGCGAAACCGAGUUUACGCGUCACCAUAACCUGAAGAGCCAUCUCUUGACCCACAGUCAGGAGAAGCCGUACGUCUGUCAAACGUGCCAAAUGCGCUUCCGCCGGUUGCACGACCUAAAGCGCCACUCGAAGCUUCAUACUGGUGAGAAGCCUCAUAUAUGUACUAAGUGCGAUCGCAAGUUCGCUCGUGGCGAUGCGCUUGCAAGGCACGCUAAAGGGCCUGGCGGUUGUGUAGGUCGCCGGAGUAGCCUGGGAAGCUAUCUCGGCGAAGACGACACAGAGGGGGCAUCACACAUGGAGGGAGACGACUCGACGAUGACCGGUGUUGUGUACGAUGGUACUGCGAGCGAAGUUGACAUGACUGAGGAGGAGAGACGACGCCUCAGCAGCGUACCUAGUAUCAAAGCUCAGCACGUUCAAGGUAAUGAUACUCUCCCCAACACUUUCACCAUGCAGUUGCCAACACAUCCUCUUCCAGACGCAAGCGCAGGCCGACUAUUUCCCCCGAAUGUGGAACGUGGCUCAGCAAGCUCAAAUCCCUCUCACACACCGGGUACAAGCAUCUCAUCUAUACCCAUGGUUGGCAAUCCUUCCAUGUACGCUCAGAGCGCCAUGACGGAGAGCCCCAAGCCUCUGAGCCCGUCCGCACUACCAGGACACGACGCUGCGAACCUUAACAGACAGCGUUCGCCAAGUUUGACUACACAAUUUCAACAGCAGCAUUUCGGUCGCCACCAAUCAGACAGAAACGCACCCCUAGGUUCGUAUACCCAUGAGUUCGAUAUCACUGCGUGGCUGUUUACUGAGACGGCACUAGUACAUGGCUUCACUGCCGCUGAUGCCGCCAAGUACGCUGCUUCGGCUGCUAGUGCUCAAGGCACUGCGCCAACGUCACAGUCAGAAUCGGGUAGCUCGAAUCAGCAGCAAAUGGCACCGGCCGCUCCAGUGGGCCACACGCGCACCCCAAGCGGACCAGGGCAGAACGGCGGAAGCGGCGAUAGCUCAAGCAAUAACAUUUUCGCAACAGAUCACGGAAUCUGGGCCUACAUACAUAGCCUUGAAGAACAAGUCAGGCAGUUGAACGAGCGAGUUCAAGCAAUGGAAGCCACGAAACAGGACCAAGACGAGAGGAUUGCGUAUCUCACCAACGAAGUGACGAAUAUGCGGUCCCAGGUUGAUACGAGAACGGAGGCAACUGAACGAAUCGGUUAG
Molecule: messenger RNA, 2001 nt
Organism: Anthostomella pinea
Lineage: Eukaryota; Fungi; Ascomycota; Sordariomycetes; Xylariales; Xylariaceae
Source: the annotation of a GenBank genome assembly